AUGGCCUAUGGCCACAUCUUCGCCUCGUGCAGUGCAAGAAAAUGCAGAUUUUGUGGAUCUGGGGAGCACGAGGCGAAGGAUUGUGACGAGCCUAAGAGGCGUGCCAUGGGUGUGGCUCGUUAUCACACCUGUGGCGGGGGUGUCCGGCCGUCAGAGGUCAUACGCGUCUGUGGCUGGGGGAGCAGGAGCGGGGGAUGGGGGAAGAAGAGGAGCUGCAGCGCUGGGGAGAGGGAGGAUUGUGGGGGUAGAGAGUUGCUGCAGGGCACUCCGGAGCCAAACACUAUUCCUGCAUCCUGGGUUGGUGUGAUGGAGGAAGAGUGGGGGAUGUCGGGAGUUACGGAUGGUGUUCUCACCGGUAGAUAUGGAGCAGGGGAGCAUCGGCAAGGCACCUCAAAGACUCCCUUGGGUUUUGGAAUGGGAGGCUUCCAGGCCCUACUCAGGGAGGACCCAAAGGGACGUGGUGGCUACCUCCAUCCUCCUGCUAUGUUCUCCCUGGGGGCUGACAGGGGGACAUUGUUUUAUGCACGUCAGCCUCCAUUUUGCAGGCGCUGUAUGGCCUAUGGCCACAUCUUCGCCUCGUGCAGCGCAAGAAAAUGCAGAUUUUGUCGAUCUGGGGAGCACGAGGCGAAGGAUUGUGACGAGCCUAAGGCGUGCCAUCGGUGUGGCUCGUUAUCACACCUGUGGCGGGGGUGUCCGGCUCGUCAGAGGUCAUACGCGUCUGUGGCUGGGGGGGAGCAGGAGCGGGGGAUGGGGGAAGAAGAGGAGGUGAAGGAAGAAUGCCUCAUGACUAGAGUACAGGUCCAGAGGGGAGGGUCGCAAGGAAGGAGGAGGAGCAAGAAGUGGCGGAUGGAAGAGAGAAGGAAACAGAAGACACAGGAGUAG
Oncorhynchus nerka (sockeye salmon) is the source of this 882-nucleotide messenger RNA. RefSeq names its product DNA-binding protein HEXBP-like. NCBI's taxonomy places the organism in Eukaryota, Metazoa, Chordata, Actinopteri, Salmoniformes, Salmonidae. The transcript is spliced from 3 exons. Gene Ontology annotation, molecular function: nucleic acid binding; zinc ion binding. Bases 1 to 882 code for a protein of 293 amino acids. The record is from RefSeq and is a predicted model, not a curated record.